Messenger RNA from Vitrella brassicaformis, 1353 nucleotides. NCBI's taxonomy places the organism in Eukaryota, Vitrellaceae. The record is from the annotation of a GenBank genome assembly.
GCUCUUUCUACGGGGCUCUUUUGGUGUGCCUUGGCUGCUGUCUGCCGCAGUGAAGCGUACCAGCACAAACGACUCACAGCCCCGCGGUUGUCCGUGAUGGAGACCUUGCCAUCGGCCGGCGGCCGCCUGGUAUCCUCGCAGGAGAGCCGCAAGCACUCCCUCGCCUCCCCAUCCCUCUCCAUCCCUUCCUCGUCUGCCCUGGCACACAGCCUGAUGCUGCUGUUCUUUAUCUACGCCGGCUACGUCCAGGGUAAUGACCCCGAUGGCGCAAUGUGGAUGGCUCUCUACAGCACUGCGGCUCUCGCGUGUGUGCUCCGGAUGGCCCGGUUGGACGGGCCCGCCCGGAUGCUCUCGGAUGUGGGCCUCAUCUCUGCCUUAUCUCUUCUCGCCCUGACCUCCUACAGCGCUCCCGUGUCUUCUUGGUUCGACUUUGCCCUCGAGAGCGGCCGUGAGCAAGGCGGCUCGCUGAUCAUGGUGAUAUGGGCGGUGACGACGACACGCGGCCUCAGCAGGGGGGAGGGGGAAGGCGUCUGCCGCAAGUGUUUCCCCGUGGCGGCGGUGCUCUUCCCAUUGGCGGUGCUGGUGGCUGCGUACGCCAUUCCCAAGGUCAUGGUGGGUGUGGACACGCCGGACCACUGCAAGGGCCUCGGCGUGCAGUUCUACGCCCACACCGAGAGGCGGCUGCCUGUGGAGCAGCACCUGUUUGUGCCUACCACACAUGCCCAUGUGACCAAUUAAAUGUGUAAUUAGAUGGAUGGCACCUAGUGCACUAUAUGUGUCCUGGGUUUUGACGAGCACAGGGGCUAUACGGACAAUUAAGACAGAUCGCAAUACGACGAACGAAGUGAUAUGUAAUUCGACAUGACCUUCACUCAUAUGUCAAUGUAUUUUUAAGUCAUAGGCUUGUGAGCACUGCCCUGUGUGCGUGUGCAUAAUUACUUCUUAUAUAGCCUACCUGCCUGACCGACUUGAUCGUCUAUUGCAUGCAAUUCAGCUUUCCGCGUGUGUGUAUGUGUGUAUAUGUGUGUAUACGUGUGUAUGUGUGUGUGUAUGUCUCUGUGAUUGAUCAGUGCCCCGAGGCAGCGAGGCCUCUCCAAUCUGUCUUGUCCAUCCUCUACCACUACCACUGGAUGGAUUGACCGGUAGGUAUCGAUACAGAUGGAGCGAGAGAGGUCCACGACCCGCUAAUCGCGUCCGUGCAUGUUGUGCAUGUGUGUGUGUGUGUGCGUUGACACCUAUGCUUGUCCGGCCUGACUGACAGUGAGGGAUGGUGAGAACGCAGCAAUUGCAAUUCAGUCAUGCCGGACUGCUUUCUGCGGCAAAAUCAUGAUUGAUUAAAAGCGACAGUGUCAC